AUGACAAAGAAAAUCUUGAUAACUUUGAUCAUCCUGAUGGCUUUAGCCUUUAAUCUUUCUGCAACACCUAUCGAAUUUGACGAUGAAGAUCUUGUUCCUACAUCUGGUUCACUAAGAGGGGCAAGUCGGUUCCUUGCUCAACACUCGAGGGGCUUGGUGAAAUGCAACAAGAACCCAAGACUAUGUCGGGCGAAAGGCAGCCCAGGUCCAGACUGUUGCAAGAAGAAAUGUGUCAAUGUUAAGACUGAUAAACAAAACUGUGGGCUUUGUGGGAAGAAAUGCAAGCACCAAGAGAUUUGCUGCAAUGGGAAAUGCGUAAACCUGAUGACAGACAAGAGAAACUGUGGAGGCUGCAACAAUCGAUGCAAGAGAGCGAAUUCUUGCAUGUCAGGGAUGUGCAGUUAUGCGUAA
Molecule: messenger RNA, 411 nt
Organism: Helianthus annuus (common sunflower)
Lineage: Eukaryota; Viridiplantae; Streptophyta; Magnoliopsida; Asterales; Asteraceae
Product: stigma-specific STIG1-like protein 1
Exons: 1
Coding region: 1-411 (136 amino acids)
Source: RefSeq, a predicted model, not a curated record